Messenger RNA from Chilo suppressalis (striped riceborer), 504 nucleotides. The record is from the annotation of a GenBank genome assembly. NCBI's taxonomy places the organism in Eukaryota, Metazoa, Arthropoda, Insecta, Lepidoptera, Crambidae.
AUGAGCGGGACCGAUUCAAGGGGGGAGAUCGCGGAUUCCGGGCUUGGCCUCCCGGCCACCGCUGCGCCCCAGAGGCCGCUUUUCCAGUUGUUGGGGGUGGCCCGUGACGUGACAGAUGCUCAGGUCCUGGAGUCGAUAGAUACCCAGAACGCUGGCCUGCUGGAGGGGGUACCUGAGGGCGAAAGGAGGGCCAGGGUAGACAGAAGAGUGAGAGGCAGGAUAGGGGCACACUCUGGGGUCAUUCUUGAGAUCGAUCCGAAGACGUGGGCGGCGCUUAUAGACAAGAAGGUCAGAGUGGGGUACCAGAUGGUUCCCGCAGUAGGCCAGUCCCCGGUAACCCAGUGCUACCGUUGUCUGGGAUUUGGUCACCUGGCCACCUCUUGUAGCGCCGAGCAGCCCACGUGCGGAUACUGCGGAGACCCUCAUGAUACCAGAGAGUGGCCCCAAAGUGCGCCAACUGCGGCGUAUCUAAUUCUGGAGACACCUCUCACCCCGCCGGAGUGA